AUGAGAGCGAAUUUAGCCCUAGUGAAUUUAAAAUUAGUCUUUAUUCCAAAACAGAAGUUUGUUUCUCAAGGGGGAUAUUCCAAGAACUGGGAAGCGAAUUGCUGUUAUUUCAUUUUUACCGUGGACGGAUUCAGAAGCUAAUGAUUUAGUAUGAUUUUCUAAAAAGGCACCCAAAUUAACUUUAAAUUUUUAAAGCAAAAUAGCGCCAGUCUUUAUAAAUUCCAGCUUCGCCUCUACGCAUAUUUAAUAUAUCAACACCAGAACACGAGUAAUACCUUCAGAUUUUUGGUAACAAAAUUAUGUUUCUUUAAACGAUUCGGACGUAUACCAAAAACAGUGCAUUACAUAAAAACAAUGGAUAGUGUAUUUAACAGUAUAUGUCUGUUUUUGUAGUUUCUUUUGUGAUAUUUGAAGUGUCUAAGGAAGACUAAAACAUGAGCACUUGGAUAAAUAGUGAAGAUUUAAAUGUUUAUGGCGUAAUUUUAAAUGUUUAUGGCGUACCAUAAAUGUCGGUGUGAGUCCACACUACGAUGUACAAACAAGAUAUGAGUCAUAAGUGCACCCAAACGUAACGGGGGCCUAGUAGGGGCCAGAUACUGUACCAUAAGUGUAAAUACACCAGAUAUUUACAUUCAUGUAUUUCAGUAGCAUAACUGCAUUUGACAUGUCAUUUUGACUAAAAGACAAAUAGAGUUUAAACACUUUUGUUAACAUUCACUCCCUAAAAGUGAACCUGGAAGUUAUUAGUUUACCAGUUGUACAAUACAGAUCUGCUAUAGGCCUAUAGAAUUCUUUAGUCAAUAUAUCAGUAGCAUUAGUUUCAUGUGAAAGGUUAGGGAGGGUUCAGAAUUUCAGUAGAAGUGGCUGGCUGUUUCACUCGGGCUCUGUCACCCUUACUGAGGUUCUGGCUCAGCAUGUACUUAAGAGCCAGACAGAGAGAGGAAGAGAUACAGUGAGAGACAGAGAGAGACCGGGAGUGAGAGGGGUGUGUGUGUGUGAAUGAGCAGGCAGUGUGGCAGAGCUGUCAUUUGCCUGUGUGGAAUCUGAAACCUGAGUCUGCAGUGCCAGCCCCGUUUGAACACUCCUCCGCCGACUUCCCCAAACACGCUCGCACUCACAUGCACUCCCGUCUGCUCCGUGCACGUCGCCUGUCUGGUGCCUCUGCUCUUCAGGCUAAAGACGGACGUGUGGAGGACACUGCUUGCUCCUGAACUCCCAGCCGGAUCACGGACAAGAACCACCAGCUCCCCCCCCCCUCCCCAGCAACCCCCAGUCUACAGAUGGUCUGACCAGUCAAGAGAGAGGUUUAUGACAGCCUGUGUCGACGCCAGACUCCAGUCCCAAACAAAAGCAGCUGAACAGCUACAUGGAGGUGACAAAGGCCACAUCUCACAUGGAGUGCAGCCUCUUUACCUUGGAUUAUUACUUCUGCUUUGAGUGAAGGGGCAGUGGAUAGACUGAUAGAUUACACAUCCAUAAUCUUAUUUCACACCAACUUUGACUGCUGGAACACCAGGACAGAUCUUAAGGACAUGUCUCUUGGGCAGAAGAUGGAAGAACCGGUGGAUUCCAGCACCAUUCCACAGCACGGACACAGUGGGCAGCAUGUCAUCAGGUGUGGGUGGUUGAGAAAGCAAGGAGGGUUUGUGAAGACCUGGCACACGCGAUGGUUUGUCCUCAAGGGAGAGCAGCUCUAUUAUUACAAAGAUGAGGAUGAAACAAAGGCCCUGGGGACAAUUGCUUUGCAUGGUAACAGAGUCACGGAACAUCCAAACAAUGGCGAUGAGGCAGGAAAAUUUCUUUUUGAAGUGGUACCAGGGGGAGACCGAGAACGGAUGACAGCCAAUCAUGAGACCUACCUCCUCAUGGCAAGCACCCAGAAUGACAUGGAGGAUUGGGUGAAGACCAUCCGCAGAGUUAUAUGGGCGCCUUUUGGUGGAGGUAUCUUUGGACAGAAGUUGGAGGAAACAAUGCGCUAUGAGAAGCACAAUGGGAACAAACAGGCGCCCAUGCUGGUGGAGAAGUGCGUGGACUUCAUCCGCCAGAGGGGCCUGCAGGAGGAAGGGCUCUUCCGGCUGCCUGGCCAGGCCAACCUGGUCAAAGAGCUGCAGGACGCUUUCGAUUGCGGCGAGAAGCCCUUCUUCGACGGCAGUAGCACAGAUGUGCACACAGUGGCCUCCCUUCUCAAGCUUUACCUGAGGGAACUUCCAGAGCCAGUUAUUCCCUUUGCCAAGUACGAGGAGUUUCUUGCCUGCGCUACGCUCCUUGGAAGGGAGGAAGAAUCAGGCAUGAAAGAGCUAAGAAAUCAGGUGGAAAUCCUACCUCAAGUAAAUUACAACUUACUGAAGUACAUAUGCAGGUUUCUAGAUGAAGUGCAGUCCUAUUCAGAUGUGAAUAAAAUGAGCGUUCAGAACCUGGCUACUGUUUUUGGUCCGAACAUCCUACGGCCAAAGAUAGAGGACCCUCUAACAAUUAUGGAAGGUACGGUACUGGUCCAGCAGCUGAUGUCAGUUCUGAUUGGGAGACAUGACGUGCUGUUCCCAAAAGAGGAAGAGCACCAGACUGACCUGCAGAUGUGCAACAACAACAGCGAGUCUGAGCAGACGCAGGCGACAGGCCACCUGCAGAACGAGGAGAAUAACAACAACGUGGCAGCCGUACGGCAGUGUUCCUGGGAGAUGCCUGAGUCACAACAGAAGACCACAGCAGAGAAUGGCUCUCCUACGCCUCUGGGAGGCCCCCAAUCGGGCAGUCCGCCUCACAGCCUGACUGGAAAAUUAGACGUGACUCGCAGCCCGCCUUUCGCGGUGAAAAAGAACCCGGCAUACAGUAAGGGCAGCGGCAUAGUGACCAAUGGCUCAUUCAGCAGCAACACCGCUGACGGCCACCAGGAGAAGAGUGAGAUGCUGUCAGGUGGUGGCAUUCCUGCCCGCCGCACCAGCUCGCUAAAAGGUUGUGGUACUAAGAUGGGCACCAGCGGUGUUUCCAAUGGCAGUAUACGGCUUGGCGUCUCUAGCACCGACGCCGUUAACGGGACCCUGAAUGGACGCAGUGGAUUGUGGGUGGCUAAUGGCUACGUCACCAUGCGCGAUAGCAAGACCAAAGACUGCCUGAGCGAAAAGACGGCCCAGCAGCACCGCCUGUCCACAUAUGACAACGUCCAGCAGCAGAACUCAUCAAAUAACAGCUGUGAGGACAAGCAGAGUGUGGACAGCGCCACCUGGUCCACCUCAUCUUGCGAGAUAUCCCUGCCGGACAACUCUAACUCCUGCUGGUCAUCCAGCACCACGUGCCCAGAGCAGGACUUCUUCGUGACUCCAUAUGACGAGCCGGUGCUCUACGACCCCUCGCACGACGAGCUGGGCCAGCUUGGGGAAUUCGAGAGCAAAGCCAGCAGGCGGGAUGCGGGCGGCCGCAGCAGCCUCGUCACCAGCAGCAGUGACAACAGUGACACACGUGCGGUGAAUAACGGCCCAGGAAGUCACGCUGCUCUGCAUAGCCUGGUGGGCAGCCUCAAACAGGAGAUGCUGAAGCAGAAAACUGAGUAUGACGCCAAGAUCAAGAGCCUGGAGCAGCAUAACCUGCAGCUGGAGGCUGAGAUGGUGAACCUCCACGAGGAGCUGGACCAGGAGCGAAAGAAGUACACUAUGGUGGAGAUAAAGCUGCGCAACGCUGAGAGGGCGAAGGAGGAUGCUGAGAAGAGGAACGAGAUGCUGCAGAAGGAGAUGGAGCAGUUCUUUUCCACAUUUGGGGAGCUGACGGCAGACCCACGCAGGCCAGAAAGAGCGAAUACUGUCUGGAUCCAGUGAAGGACCCCCUCAUAAAUCUAACUCUCCCAUUGGUGGUAAUGCAGAGGGUGGCUGGUCCCCUGACAGGCAGAGACCAGCACUCUCCUCUCAUGAACUCCUGAAGGAAAACAACCUAUAUAAGUGGGUUGUGCUAUAAUUCUUUAAUGUGACCUUGUCAAAUAAAUAGUCCACCAAUGUUAAAUGUUAUCCUGUAUCUGGGUGUGUGUAUAUAGAUGUUUAUAUAUUCAAGAAAAAUAUAUUUGUAAAAAUAAACUAAAAUGUUUUUCUGAAUGAUCAAUGCAUUGCAUUUUUUUAUUAUGGAUUUUCCUUGCACUUACUUGUCUCUUUUUUUUUCUCUAACUGCGGUACGGCAUGGAUUUGUGUAUGGUGGUGCUUAUUUUUACAUAUGCUGUAUCUUAAUUUAAAUAACUUUAUGCUAUUCUUCAUGUGUAACUAGACUUUUCCCAUGACCAAAAUGAAAAGAUAUAAAUAUUUUAUAAAAUAUUCUAAAUAUCAUAUCUGUUUCAUUGUUAGUGCUACAUUUUAAAUAACUGUUCAAUAUUAAGUUUUAAUUAGUUAUAAACUACUGUAUAUUAAUUAUAUUUAAUUAGUUAUAAUUAGUUCUAACCUAUACUUUUGCAUUGUCUAUGAAUGUUUUAAUUUAUUGAUGGUAUUUAUUUUUUAACAAUUUUAUUUUUGUUCCCAGUUCAAGUAUAUAUGACAACAACAUCCUUGACUAAGCUUAGAUGCAUUAUUCCAGAUGAUUUUUAAUAGUAUUUAAAUACAUUUCUUUCUCACAUGAUUAUUAAUACAAGCCAAACUGUUUUUUCCCAAUUAUAUGCUAUUUGCCAGCUGUUACCCCCUGUGCUGCUGACCUUGUAUGGCUCCUUGUAAUCUUAUCUGGAUCGAGGGGCAUGAAGGUCCAUUUAGACCUAGGAUUGGUUAUGAAUUUUACAUGUGGGUUUGCGGGGCUGUUUUUAAUCUGUGUUUCGGCUCAGACUUUUUGUCCUGUUUCCCAGAAGUUCACAGCUGUUCUGUAGAGCUUGUCGAGAGGCUUGUCAUGUGUUUUCUUGUUUUUGUAUUUCAGCCCCAUUUCCAAGUCACCGUUUCCUGGUUCCUGUCCUUUGUUUCUCCCUGGAGUCUCGCAUUCAAUCAGCUGGCUACUUAUUUCCUGUGUUGUACUGUCCAAUAGUCUUGGGAGCCAUCAGGGGGGACAAUGUUAUUUUACAACAGUUUUACAAGUAGAAUUGUAUAAGUUUUUUGAUAGAUAAAUACAGCUUACAUAUUUCAUAUAUGUAGUAAUGGUCUUGUCUUAGAAUAUACGAUUAGUAUUCACAUAAAACUAUACAUUAUGGAAUGUGAGCAUCAUCAAUGAUGCAUACCUUACACAUGAUAAAUUGCGUUAUAUAACAGAAAUCAAGAAAAUAACAGGACCAUCUACUUCUGUAUAGCUGCUGUUUCCUCAUUCUUCUGCUGAAUGUCAGAUUUGCACGUAUUCGCUGUAUCAGAUAUAUACCGGAAAAGAGUGAUGUAUGUGAUGUCAAAAUAGAAUAAUAUUGUCACACCUUCACUUACUGCAGUCUUGCCCAUAUUGCAAUUACCUUGCCUGUGUAAUCUGCACCCUGAUAGCUGUUUAGACAUUUAAAUCCCAGUGCAUCUGACACAGAUGCAAAGUCUCAUUUCUCUCUCGCAAGUUGUACUGUGAUUUGUGGAAGCCUGUAUAUGACGUACUGCUUUAAAGCUACCAUUCUGGAUCAUCCUUUGUUACUCCAUUUACAGUACAUCUGAUCGACUUUAGCCUGCUGCACAACACUGAUUGUGGGACUUUGUGUGUUGGCUCUAAGAAAUAAAACGCUGUACAUCGCU
Messenger RNA from Paramormyrops kingsleyae, 5654 nucleotides. It is a transcript of the gene arhgap24, whose product is annotated as Rho GTPase activating protein 24. The record is from RefSeq and is a predicted model, not a curated record. Gene Ontology annotation, cellular component: focal adhesion. Gene Ontology annotation, biological process: wound healing, spreading of epidermal cells; negative regulation of Rac protein signal transduction; activation of GTPase activity. Gene Ontology annotation, molecular function: GTPase activator activity. Lineage: Eukaryota; Metazoa; Chordata; Actinopteri; Osteoglossiformes; Mormyridae.